This is a messenger RNA of Vitrella brassicaformis, 1690 nucleotides long. The record is from the annotation of a GenBank genome assembly. Lineage: Eukaryota; Vitrellaceae.
AUAACCUGGCGGGAGAUUCCAGAUAAUAAUAAGAUCAUGGGUUCGCAUCUGGUGCUGCUGAGCCUCUGGGGCGCCGCACUCGCUGCUAUGGCCGGUAGGACCUUAAGACCUCACACCCACCCACCCCGCCCCAUGAUUCAUCAGAUACCAACCAUCUGUGUGUGGGUGUUUGGCUGUUCGGGGUGUCGGUGUCGGCCUACAGGGUGCACAAUGCCUGCUGCCGGCAGAACGUCAAUGCGCGACGGUCAAAAGGCCCAGAUCUAUCCGUGUAUUGUGGACGCACCGCCCAGAUCUCUCUGUGUAUGUGUUUUGGUAUGUGCAGCUGAUAAGUACUCGCCAACGUCGGCCAGCAUCAUUCCCCCGGGCUCGUUUCUCGACCGAGAAUAUGGGCAAGAGGGUACGUAUCUGGAUGGAUGGAUGGAUGGAUGGAUCGGCGGAGGGAGGGCAUAUGUCUUCGCACCUGCGGGUGGUUGCAGGUGUGGCGAUGGCCGCGCUGUCUGCGGAGCUGGGCAAGGCCGAGGACGAUAUCCGUCGGUCGCUCAAGCAACUCAAAGCCGCCGACCAACAGCUGAAGGGUGAGUAUGGUACACGUGCCAGCGGAUGGAUGGAUGGAUUUGGUUGUCUGUGUCUAUGUCUGUCGCACACGGAUGUCAGGCAUCUUUGAAACUCUCUUUGGCAGUAAGGGGAGCUACGAUGUCAACCCGGAACAACCUCCCCAAGGUAGUAGGUGACGAAGGCAACACCGUGGAUGGAUGGAUGGAUGGCUUCGGUUCUCAGUCGUAGAGGACUGCAGAGGUGAGGCGGACAACGUCAAGUGCGGCGAUAUGGCCCGAUGCUGCAACGAGAUCUGCACACCAGUGUACGCACGCACACCACCCGGGCAACACCCAACACCCACAGACACACAUCUCUCUCUCCCCCCCUCUGUCUCGGUGUCUCCCUUUCUCUCUCUCUCUCUCUCUCUGUGUGUGUGUGUGUGUGUGUGUGUUGCAGGUCGCAAUGGGAGAUGGCUAAGCGUCGCCGGCCCCGCGGCAUGGAGUUCCCACCCUGCCCGGUAAAGGGGGUCACGAGGGAGCUAAGGGAGGUGCCCUUGUGGUAAAAGGCUUACCACCCCUAAACACACACACACUCCAACACACGCCCCUCACACCCCACACGCACACGACGGUAGAACUGAUAGAAUCAACCGGGAGGGAGGGAGGGAGGGAGGUGCAUGCCAGUCGCACAUUCUGUCUUCUUUCCUCUUGAUCUCUCUGAAUGGAUGGCUGGAUCUUCCCCUCAGACCUUUUUCUUUCGUGUGGUGUGGUGCGUGUGUUUUCGGCCGUCCGUCUGUCCGUCUGUCCGUCUGUCUGCCUGUCUUGGUUGGCCGGGGUGGGUGUGGGUGUGGGUCGGACACAGAUCAAACCGGACCGAUAGACCACGGAACUGGCGACUGACUGAAUCGAAUCAAUGACUUACCGGUGAGAUGGUCGGGAAGAGCAUUGAAAAGUGGAGAUGUUCACGCACUGACGCGUCAUAGGGUGAACUGUACACGACAAACACACAUACACACACACACAUCUGGGCAGGGCAUGAGCCGCCAGGCUGGCUAAUGGUACAAUGUAAUGGAUCAAGGAAUAGGUAGAGGCAGGCAGGCAGAGCGAUAAAUGGCUUCUUCUAUACAGGUGACCUCAACGGAUGAAUGGGAUGG